AUGGGAAGAAUGUACGACCUCGUCGUCCUUGAGCCGACUAGCAGCGAGGUUGGACUGAGGAUAGUGGAGCAUGUUUCUGAGUUCUUGAGGAAGGAUAUCAGAUGGGCUGUUGCGGGACGAGAUGUUGUUGAGAUGCGGGAGUGUGUUGAGGGGUUGAAGAGGACGAAGGAGAUGGGACGGUCGAUACCUGCGAUCGAGCUAUGUGCUACUACAAAAGAAGAUUUUCAAGCUCUUGCAAGGAGAACGAAAGUCAUUAUCAAUAUGCUGGAUAUUGGAGAAGGGAGGGGAGAGCUGGUCGUUGAGGCUUGUGCGCGUAAUGGAACGCAUUAUCUUGAUUCGGCGAGUGACAUCCAUUGGCUGGGAGGAAUGAUACGAAGAUAUCAUCAUGUUGCACGCCAGAACAAAUCGAUUAUCCUCUCACAUGUCAGCGUGGAAAGUACACCUCAAGAUCUCCUCUCGCUCUGUGCAGUCAUGGAACUGAAGAACAAGCUCAACUUACAAACAAGAGAGGUGGUCUGCACCAUCAACGACUUCCCCGAUCAACUUCCAACGUCCUCCUCCCGCCCACCAUCCCACCGCUCGCUUUCCUCCUCAUCCACAACCAUCUCACCCACACCCCUUAAAUCUCCCCGCCACCCCCCACUAAACCCCUGGUUCCUCUCACACACCCAAGGCCAAACCUGCACCGCCUCCAGUCUCAGCACCCGAGCCUCUCCCCGCCGCGAACUAACACUCGGUCUCCUCUCCCCCAGCACAACUCUCUCUUCCCAACAAACCCGCGUCCUAGUCCACCGAAGCUGGGCACUGCUUGACUCAGGCCGCUCUUAUGGAGAAGACUUCUAUUAUAAUGAGUAUAGGGAGAUGAGGCCUUGUAGGGAGGGGGUGAGGGAGAAGAUGGGGCUGGGUUGGGUGAAGAGGUUGUGUUGUCAGGAGGAGAGGAGGGGGCAGGCUGUGGAGAGUUCGAGCUCGAGUUUUAGCUCAAGCGAAGAGAAAGUCGAUAGCGGUAAGACCACGCUACGUGCGAUUGCCAUCGCGGCACAGGAAGGUCCUUUCCCAGAUCGUGCACUGGCGGAGUUCUCGUACGGAAAGUCUGCUGCGCAUCUCACGGCUGCGUUUUUGGCGGAAGGCGCGGCGACGAUUUUAUAUACGAAGGGUUUGCUUAGGAGGGUUGGUGGUGGGGGUGUGCUUACGCCUGCUGUCCUAGGGAUGGAUUAUCUGGAGAGGUUGGGGAGGGUGGGUGUUGAAAUUAGAGGGGAGUUGGUAUGA
Messenger RNA from Cadophora gregata, 1266 nucleotides. RefSeq lists its product as uncharacterized. The transcript has 5 exons. Gene Ontology annotation, cellular component: lipid droplet; plasma membrane; mitochondrion. The record is from RefSeq and is a predicted model, not a curated record. The coding region runs from base 1 to 1266 and encodes 421 amino acids. Lineage: Eukaryota; Fungi; Ascomycota; Leotiomycetes; Helotiales; Ploettnerulaceae. Gene Ontology annotation, biological process: glycolipid biosynthetic process.